UGUUAAUGUUGUGGAUUGUAUUAUUAGAAUUUGUUUAAGGAUUCAAAGAACGUCCUUAAAAUAUUGUUGAGUUAACAUAGAUCUUAUCUGGAUAUGAGUAUAAGGGUUUAUGGAAAUCAUAGAAUAAUGAAUAAUAAUUCCAUUACUUGACAGUUGAAUAAGGAGAUGCUUAUAUGAUAUUCUAAACAAAUGAUACAUCACAUAAUGGGUAGGAUGAAAUAAUAGACCGAUUAGAAUUUUAAUUAUUGAAUCCCAAAUACACAGAAUUAAAAUAAGUAGUCGGAAUAUUUCAUUUGACAAAUUACUCAGAAACUGAUAUGUAAAGUCUGAUUUAAUUUAAGUUCAUUCGAGAAUAGUAGUCUCAUAAACUAUACCACAGCCUAUAAAUUUAGAAGAAACUAUAAUUCAAGAGACAAUUGUGAAAUAGUAUACAAUGUUAGCAUUGAAUUUAAUGAAAAUACUUAUGAUAAAGACCAUGCUAACAUUAAAGUGCAGUUAUAUACUUAAAAUAAAGCAAAUGAUUCACAUUGUGAUGUCAAUAUUAAAAUGGAUUUGACUUAUGACAACACAAACUAUUUAUUAGAGAUUAUUAUGUAUUGUACAAUGUCAGUGUUAAUUUGUUUUACAUAAUUUUUAUGUGUCACAAAACUUUGUAAGGCUCUACUUGAGAAUGUAGAAGAUGCAAGCAAGGUAAAAAUCUUGAUUUUAUGAUAUUAGAUUUCACUUGCUGCAGUUGGAUUUCUAACAGUUUAAGAUUCAUAUAUUUGUAUGCAAAAUCUUUACAAAGCAUUAAUUCAUUAUGUAAUAAAUAAAAUUGAAUAUAGCAAUACUUUUAAUACUUUGUAUUGCCUGCCUUCUUUUACUUCCUGUUAGCAACUACCUGUGAUAUGAAACUUAUAUGGAUAGUUUGGAGAAGUAGACAUUUAGAGGAUUUAUUUGAUUAACAAAGGAUGAAAAGGGCAAUCACUUACUUCUUUGCUUAAUUCUGUAAAUUUCUAUAAAAUAAUUUAGAUUUCAGUCUUAUCUUUUAUUUUAUAUUGAUGUACUACUUUAAUACUUACAAUUGGUUUAUAUGUUUAACUGGAUUAAAUCUACUUCCUUAGAUUAUACAUAAUAUUCGUCUUGGCAAUAAUCCUAAAUUUAUUUCUUAUUUCAUUUUUGGUAUACUAUUUCCAAGUAUGAUCUAUUAAGUAUCUAAAUUAUAUAAUUAGAUUUAUUAUCGUGCAUGUCCAUCUAAUAUAGUUGGUUUUGAACCUUCACUUGCUUUUUGUAUGAUCUUUUUGAGUGAAUACUUGCUCUAGAUUAUUAUCCUUUAUAUUUAAUUUAAAUUAGGUCCAAGAUCCUUUAUUCCUAAAUGUUUCUUACCAAAAUAAUACAAAUAUCUUAGAACACUUAAUAUUUAAGAAGAUGAGGUAUCUGAAAUUUAUAUAAUAUUCUAGAAUGAAUGUGCUAUAUGUUUAACAUCAUUAACAGAAGAUCCAUUUGAUUAGGAAGCUCCUACUGAUAAAUUAAUUAUCAAAUAGGCUAUGCUUACACCUUGUAGUCAUUGGUUCCAUCCAUCUUGCCUUCGUAGUUGGAUAGAUAUUAAAAUGUAAUGUCCUACUUGUCGUUCAGAGUUACCACCUUUAUUAGAAUGAAAUAUUUAAUUAAAUUAUU
Molecule: messenger RNA, 1656 nt
Organism: Paramecium sonneborni
Lineage: Eukaryota; Ciliophora; Oligohymenophorea; Peniculida; Parameciidae
Source: the annotation of a GenBank genome assembly